Cryptococcus wingfieldii CBS 7118 is the source of this 792-nucleotide messenger RNA. RefSeq lists its product as hypothetical. The transcript has 2 exons. The record is from RefSeq and is a predicted model, not a curated record. Lineage: Eukaryota; Fungi; Basidiomycota; Tremellomycetes; Tremellales; Cryptococcaceae. Bases 1 to 792 code for a protein of 263 amino acids.
AUGGCACCGAUCCUAUACACCCUCCUCAAAAGGGACGACUCUGACUCUACCGAUUCUUCCUCUGACUCUUCUUCCUCUGACGGUUCCGACAGUUCCGACAGUUUCAGUUCCAGUGGGAGUUUCUUGGAUGAACAUGGGAAACAGAUAUACAUCGCCCUAACAAUCCUAUCCAUCCUCCUCCUCUCCCUCCUCCUCUUUCUCUACUCCAAACACCGUCUCGCCUUCCCGCCGUUCAACCAGAAACGAUGUGCUGUUUGCAAACACGGUAUAGCUAAAUCACAGAAGGUUGAUGAAGACUACUUUAAGAACGACGACGACGACGACGACGGAGGAGGAAAAGGAGGAGGAGGAGGAAAAGGAGGAGGAGGAGGAGGGGGAGGAGGAGGAGGAGGCAAGGGGAAGGGGAAGGGGUGGAUCUGUAGGAAAUGCCAGGAAGAGAGGGAGGAUGAAGCGCUGGAGGAGGAGCUGGAGAAGGAAGGUCUUGGUUCUGGUUCUGGUAAGAAGCGCAAGAGCAAGGGCGUGAGUGAAGGAGGCGGGAGAAGUAAGGGCAGGAGGGAUGAAGAGGGUGAAACCGAGCGGGAGAAGGAGGGGAAAGCUACUAGUAAGAGACGAGAGGGGAAAGGUAGUAAGAGGGGAGAGAGGGAAGAGAAAGGCAGAGGUCAGCGCGAGACAAGGGAAGAAGACGAAGACUUGCAAUCCCCUCCUACAAAGAACGACCGCCGACCGUCCAAGGCGAGGGAAGAGAAGAGCCGAAAGGCACAAGUGGAGAGUGAUAGCGAGAGUGAUUAUUAG